AUGAUUGAUAUAAAUCAUAAGUUACUUCUAUCAAUUAUCGUAGUUUCAGCUUUCUUGAUUCACGUUAGUGUAGCCGAAUUUCAAAUUAAGCGAUUCGAGUAUAAAUAUAGCUUUAAAGGACCGAAUUUAAUCACUCCUAAAGGAUUAAUUCCAUUCUGGUCUUUCUCCGGAGAUGCCAUACCGAGUAAAGAACAGUUAAGAUUGGUUCCCUCAAUUCGUAGUAAAAGAGGUACUUUUGUAUGGACCAAAAACGCCUUUUCUUCGAAAUCUUGGGAAGUACAAGUAAACUUCAGAAUUACUGGACGUGGUCGCGUUGGUGCUGAUGGUCUGGCUCUGUGGUUUACAGAAAAACCAGGCAAUGUAGGGCCCGUAUUCGGAAGUGAAGAUAAAUGGAAAGGACUUGGUAUAUUUUUCGAUUCAUUUGAUAACGAUGGACAGCAUAAUAAUCCGUAUAUCAUGGCUGUCGUGAAUGAUGGGACAAAAUCUUUUGAUCAUACCAGUGAUGGGUCUUCACAAGCAAUAGGUGGUUGUAUGAGAGAUUAUCGAAAUCGACCUUUUCCGAUUAAAACUAUUAUUAGAUAUGAAAAAUCAACUCUUUCGUUACUAAUCAACAACGGAUUAAGCGAUGAAGACAAUGAUUUGGAGGUGUGUUUUAAAGUUGAUAAUGUUGAUAUCGCACCUAAUGGUUAUUUUGGUGCGUCAGCAGCAACUGGUGGAUUAGCAGAUGAUCAUGAUAUUAUAUCCUUUUUAACGUGGUCUUUGAGGACACAAGCUGUAUGUGCUUCUAUUUUUGUUGCAUUACAUUUAGUAAUGAGAAAGUGUAACUUUUAUGAAUUUACUAAUGCUGAUACUAUUAAAUUAGGAAGCGCCUAA
Messenger RNA from Trichoplax adhaerens, 873 nucleotides. RefSeq lists its product as uncharacterized. Gene Ontology annotation, molecular function: D-mannose binding. NCBI's taxonomy places the organism in Eukaryota, Metazoa, Placozoa, Uniplacotomia, Trichoplacea, Trichoplacidae. The record is from RefSeq and is a predicted model, not a curated record. Bases 1 to 873 code for a protein of 290 amino acids. The transcript has 8 exons. Gene Ontology annotation, biological process: Golgi organization; endoplasmic reticulum organization; endoplasmic reticulum to Golgi vesicle-mediated transport. Gene Ontology annotation, cellular component: endoplasmic reticulum membrane; COPII-coated ER to Golgi transport vesicle; Golgi membrane.